This is a messenger RNA of Hyla sarda, 2357 nucleotides long. Its product is annotated as zinc finger protein OZF-like. The transcript is spliced from 4 exons. The coding region runs from base 41 to 1681 and encodes 546 amino acids. The record is from RefSeq and is a predicted model, not a curated record. Lineage: Eukaryota; Metazoa; Chordata; Amphibia; Anura; Hylidae.
AAAAAAAUGAAAAUGCUGGUCUGAAGGGAUUUCAAGCAAUAUGACACCGAAGAGACAAAUCCAACAAUUCUCCUGCCCAGCUAUAACUGUUUUACCAAUUAUGGAUUGUUUCAAAAUGUUCAUGAAUCAGGGAGAAGAUAUGAACAAUAUUAAAGCUCCAGAGACAGAUGUGAGCAGUGAUGAGCAGUAUAAGGAGGACAUUCCUGCAGGGAAAGAUCUGAUCUAUAUUAAUGCUACAGACAUAAAGGAAGAAGAAGAAGAGACAGAUGUGAGCGGUGAUGAGCAGUAUAAGGAGGACAUUCCUGCUGGGAAAGAUCUGAUCUAUAUUAAUGCUACAGACAUAAAGGAAGAAGAAGAAGAGACAGAUGUGAGCAGUGAUGAGCAGUAUAAGGAGGACAUUCCUGCUGGGAAAGAUCUGAUAUAUAUGACGGCUACAGACAUAAAGGAAGAAGAAGAAGAAGAAGAAGAGACAGAUGUGAGAGGUAAUGAGCAGUAUAUGGCGGACAUUCCUGCUGGGAAAGAUCUGAUCUAUAUGAAGGCUACAGACAUAAAGGAAGAAGAGACAGAUGUGAGCGGUGAUGAGCAGUAUAAGGAGGACAUUCCUACAGGUAACCGUCCAGAUGACUGUACCAGGAGAUCAGAGGAGAAUCUUAUAUCUUCAGAUUAUAAAGCAGAUGAUGAUAUCACACAAGAUACAUAUGAAGAACAUUCCAUUAUCCCAGAUACACCCUCAGCCCUUCACAGCCAAAAUCUCUCAUCUCAUCCUGUUAUACCCGUCCUGUCUUCUCAUUCAUCUCAGUCUGUUAAACAAAAUAAGGAGAAGCAAUUUUCAUGUCCAGAAUGUGGGAAAUGUUUUUCUUGGAAAUACUCUUUUGUUAUACAUCAAAGAACUCACACAGGAGAGAAACCAUUUUCAUGUUCAGAAUGUGGAAAAUGUUUUACUCAGAAAUCAGUCCUUGUUAGACAUCAAAUAACUCACACAGGGGAAAAGCCAUUUUCUUGUUCAGAAUGUGGAAAAUGUUAUUCUUAUAAAUCAGAUCUUAUUCAACAUCAAAACAUUCACACAAAAGAGAAGCCUUUUGCAUGUUCAGAAUGUGGGAAAUGUAUUACUCGGAAAUCAAAUCUAGUGUUACAUCAAAGAUUUCACACAGGAGAGAAGCCAUUUUCAUGUUCAGAAUGUGGAAAACGUUUUACUCAGAAAUCAGUCCUUGUUAAACAUCAAAGAACUCACACAGGAGAGAAGCCAUUUUCAUGUUCAGAAUGUGGAAAACGUUUUACUCAGAAAUCUGUUCUUGUCAAGCAUCAAAAAAUGCACACAGGAGAGAUGCUUUUAUGUUCAAAAUAUGGGACAUGUUUUACUGACCAAUCACAUCUUGAUCAACAUAAAAAAACUCACACAAGAAAGAAGCCAUUUUCAAGUUCAGAAUGUGGUAAGAUGUUUACUCACAAAUCAGGUCAGGAUAAACCUCAAAUAACCCACCCAGUAGAGAAGCCAUUUCCAUGCACAGAAUGUGAAAAAUGUUUUACUAGAAAAUCAAAUCUUUUUACACAUUUAAGAAUUCACACAGGAGAGAGACCAUUUUUUUGUUCAGAAUGUGGUAAAUAUUUUAUUCAGAAACCACAUCUUAUCAAACAUCUAAGAAUUCACACAGGAGAGAAGACAAUUCAGAGCAAUAAAUGAUGCAGAUAACACAUCUAUAUAUUAACCAUGUACAUAGGAUAUCUGACAUUUAUACAUAUAUCAUAUACUGCAUCUCCAAACUUGUUCCCAAUUGUUAAUAAAAGUUUUCUUUUAACCUUCUUAUGUCUACAAAACUAGGUAUCACUAGAAAAUGGAAGUCUCCAGUUGUCCCUGCUCUCUCUGAGAUCCUUGCAUGUGUUAACCUUACGUGUGAAUUUGAAAAAACCUUUGCUAAGAAGGUGAUUAUGGCUUUUAGUGCUCUGCUCACCCUAACUGGCUGGCUACUAUUUUCAAAUGUUGUACACACCAGUGCUGCAGCACACAGUCGCUGUGUACUACACCCAAAAUUGCACUUUCUCUCUCAAUCUCUCUCCCUUCCCUAUCAGUGCUUCUAGGCUGGAUUUAAGCUUGAGGUGAAUCGCUGCUGUAACAAUGCUUUUCUGUGCAACACACUGCUCUCUGUCCCUCUCUCUCUGCAAUAGAACGCUGAAUUGAGUGGCCGCAAGAUGGUUCCCAAUUACAUAGGGCUGUGACGUACAUGUAUAUACUAUAAUACAUGCAUAUACUAUAAUACAGGUACAGUGGGGAUCAAAAGUUUGGGCUCCCCAGGUAAAAAUUUGUAUAUUUGUUGUAAAAAAAUAAAAAAAGAUUGUAUUAAUGUGCAUCAAGAAAAAUC